UAACAGUGUACCAGUGUACCAGUGUCAGUGUAUCAGUGUAUCAGUGACCGGUGAGACAGUGUCAGUCGUCAUGACCACUUCCUAGUAAUACUGUGAUAACACUGUGAUAACAACGUACGAUGGCAUUGAAACAAAUAGAAGACAUGGACCAGUAUCUGCAGUACGUAGGAGGCCCCGUAGGUGCUCUGGCCCUCACGGCGGUGGCCGCUGGGUCUGCCUACUACCUAGCAAGUAGACCAACGCCUGAAAAACCACUCGUACCACUCGACCAUCAGAGCUUCGUGCUUCCGGGGCCAGAGAUUGUGCGAGUUUCCAAAUUCUACAAAGAGUCAAAGGACGGAAAGUUUGUAUCCUUUCUCAGUCCUGAUGCCAGAACUCUCUACGAUACAUUCAGAAAAGGAGCCAAAGAAUCAAAUAACGGCAAAUGCCUAGGGUGGCACGAAGGACCAUCAAAGCCGUACCAAUGGCUGCAUUACAACGAGACGUUACUGCGAGCCCGCAACUUCGGCUCGGGACUCGUGUCACUUGGUCUCGCACCAUCCGCUUCAACAUACAUUGGGAUAUACAGUCAGAACUGCCCGGAGUGGGUGCUAGUGGAGCAAGGAGCGUAUUGUUACUCCAUGGUGAUAGUUCCCCUCUACGACACACUCGGACCCGACGCAUGUGCCUUCAUCAUCAACCAAGCUGAGAUUUCAGUGGUUGUUUGUGAAAAUGAUGCAAAGUGCAACUUAUUGCUGGAUAGAGCGCCUCGGUGUUUAAGGAAGUUGAUAGUAAUCCACGAGACCAGGCUGGCGACCAAUCAAAGAGCAAAGAACCGAGGAAUUGACAUUGUUAGGUUUGACGAUGUUGAGAAGAAUGGUGCCAUCAAGAACCAUCCAGAAGUUCCUCCUCAGCCAAAAGACCUUUGUACUAUCUGUUACACGUCUGGUACAACAGGUAACCCCAAGGGAGUCAUGCUCACCCAUCAAAACGUAGUGGCGGGCGUCUGCGCGGUCAUCCUACAACUCGGAGACCACAAACCUACUGUUGACGAUGUCAUGAUCUCUUUCCUACCUCUUGCACACAUGCUGGAACGCUGUUGUGAGAACGGCAUGUACAUGGUUGGUGGAGCCGUGGGCUUCUACUCUGGGGACAUCCGCAAUUUGUCUGAGGAUAUGAGGGCUCUGAGGCCGACCGUGAUGCCAGCGGUGCCUCGUCUCCUUAAUAGGAUCUACGACAAGGCGAUGGCUGAGGUCCAGCCGUCCUUUGUCAAGAAACUCCUCUUCAACAUGGCUCUCAGCGCCAAGAAAAGUGAAAUAGAGAGGGGUAUCAUCCGUAACAACAGUUUUUGGGACAAGUUUAUAUUCAAGAAGAUCCAAGAACCGACCGGGGGGCGACUGAGACUCAUGGUGGUGGGCUCUGCCCCACUGGCAGGAAACGUACUUACGUUCGCCCGAUGCGCACUUGGCUGUCUGAUAGUGGAGGGAUAUGGACAAACAGAAUGCUGUGCACCCGUCACUCUUACAGUACAAGGGGACCACGUACCUGAACACGUCGGACCGCCUGUAGCCUGUUGUCAAGUGAAGCUGGUGGACGUUCCGGAGAUGGAGUACUACGCCAGCGGCAACCAAGGGGAAGUUUGCGUUCGUGGAACUAAUGUUUUUCUUGGAUACUUCAAGGAGCCGGAUAUGACAGCUUCCACCGUUGAUGAAUUCGGCUGGCACCACACUGGUGACAUUGGGCAGUGGCUGCCGAAUGGCGUGUUAAAAAUUAUAGACAGGAAGAAGCAUAUCUUCAAGUUGUCACAAGGAGAAUACAUUGUUCCAGAGAAGAUAGAAAAUGUCUACAUCCGCAGUCAAUAUGUACAUCAGGUCUUUGUGCAUGGGGAGAGUUUAAAGUCUUGCAUAAUCGCCAUAGUUGUGCCGGACGUAGAUGUCAUCAAGAGUUGGGCUCUAGAGAACCAUAUUGAUGGAACGUUCUCGGUUUUGUGUGCGAAUGCCGAGGUGAAAAAGCUUAUCAUGGACGAUAUGGUCACAUGGGGGAAAGAGGCAGGACUCAAGUCUUUUGAACAGGUGAAAGACAUUUACCUACAUCCAGAUCCAUUCUCUAUACAGAACGGUUUGCUGACUCCAACGUUCAAGACCAAGAGACCACAGUUAAAGGACUAUUUCAAACCUCAGCUAGAAGAAAUGUACUUGAAACUGGUAUAACAAAGCCAAAACAUUGCUUAGGAAUUGUGGACUUAGUCAAUUGGUGCAGAAGUGCUACUCAUGUGAAUGUGUGAGUGUUUGGUCGAUAGUUUGAAACAGAUUAGAUGCAUUGGAAUCUACAUACAAAAAGCAAAAACAAUAUAUACUGUUAGAAUUAAAUUGAAUGGGAGAGCUGAGAAGUUAUCACAUGAACUUUGAUAAUGGGUUGGUGUUAAGAUAGUCUUUUGGUUGGGUUUAGAUUUUGGAGUGGUUUUGUUGUUAAUCUCCCAAGCUUGCCUUCAACCUUCUUUAAACAAAUAUAAAAAAAAUAUUUCAUGAUUAGGAGGCCAGUACAAAAAUAAUCAAGUUUGCAAAAAUUAAUUGGAUAACUAGCUUUGUUUCUUGUAAACUUGUGUUAAUUAGCGGGUGAGUGGUUAUUGUUUUACCUUGGUUAUCAUUUUUGUUUUAUAACAAUUCAAUUAUAAGUAGUUUUUUCCCAAAUAAAGGGACUUAUUUGAUUAUAACAGUGGUUCCACAUGCAAUAUGUUUAUGUAUUUAAGAUUGUACUCUGCAUCUUAUCUGUUUUGGAUUGUCUUUUUAGUAAAUACUGUUUUCGAGGGAGAAAAACUUUUAAAAUCUUGGCUUGUAGCCCUCUUUGAGAAAUCCACUCCAUGUAAUGUAAGCUUAGGUUGUAGAUAUUUACCAAGCAUUUCCAUUACAUUAUUGUUACCUACAGAAAUAUUUAGGAAAUCCUACGAGUUUUUAUUUCAUGGUUCAAUUUCUCUAUGAAAAUAGUCCUAAGUAAAAAAAUCCUGAGUUACAGGUUUACUUUGUAUUGUCCUAGUUUUGGAGAUGAUUUUAGCUUAUUUCAUGAAUGCUAGAAACUCACUGGAGUAUUAAAAUAGAUCUCUGUUGAUGUUGGUAGUGAAAAAAACAGUGAACUUCAAAACAGUGAUGAAAAAUAAUUAUUCACCAUAUUGUGUAUCACACAAGUGGGGCACUAACUAAAAGUUUGAUUCAGAAGGUUCAUGUCUAUUAAGUUAAUUGUCUUUUGGACCAUAAAUUACCCUCUUAGUUAAUUAUUAUAGUAGCUUUCAAUUUCUGAUUUUAGAGUUUGUUAUUUGACAAUGAAGGAAAAGGUUUGGUGGAUAGGUUUUAACCUAAUUGUAUAACUAUUAACCAUCUGCAUAUUUUCAAUUGGGGUUUAACUGAACAGCCAUUAUUCUUUUUAAUUUCUGAAGAAAAAAAACACUGAUUUGUAUAUAGUAAAAAGUAUAAUCUACAACUUUCUAACUCGGGUUUUCAAUCAAAUAACCACUAUUCUCGUUAUAAAAAUCUCAGGGAAAACCACUGAUACUAGCUUUAGUUUCACUUUAAUACCUUGUUUAUUAAAUACUUUUAGGUAUAGUUAAAUAGUUAACAUUGUAUUCAUUAACAAAUAAUUCAAUUUAUUAUGACUCAUCAUAGCGUCCUAAUACAAGGCCCUACUAGAAAAACAUGCCAUGCUGCAGGAUCCAUAAUGUCACACUAGUCGAUAGACAGUGGAUGGUAAUAACAGAUAUAACAAAAUUGUAAACAUUAACAUUGUCUUCUCCAUUGUAAAUCAGUGCAACAGCUGUUUUGUUUUGAUGGUGUUGCCACUUUUAUCUCGCUGUGGCUUUGUGUUAGUGGAGGCUAUGCUGUCAUAUGAUUCGUGUCUUGACAUUGCCAUACCUAAAGUAACAGGAUUCGAAACAAGUCUUUUAAGAAUUUAACAGUCUAAAAGAAAAUAUAAAAAAUGUUUAAGAAUAUGAAUAUUUUUAUCAUCAUUUAAUACUUUGCACAUAAUAUGGUCUCUAUAACAAUCACUUUUUAGAAUAGAGCACGCAUAUAAAUGCUUAAACCUCUUGUACAAUAAUUCUUAAUUUGGUCAAAACAAAAGAAUUACUCGUCUUAUAGAAAGUGUUUCCCGAGCAUUGGUAAUUUAUUCAAUACAUAUUAACAUUUAGCUUUUAAAGCAGAUAUUCAAAGCAGAUAUAUAUAAAGUGAUAUUCAUCACUUAAGCCAAAAUGUUACUCUUAACAACAAUUAAUUGGCUCAUGUUUAUUGGCCUUUGGGAAGCCAAGGCUGAAAAAUCAGUAAUUAUAAGAAGGCAGCCUUGUCCAUGAUGUAUCCUCAGAAAGUAUACAAGUAUACUUUUUUUUAAUCCUGUAUUGUAAAUAAAAAAAAUUUUAUUGCUGCAAUAUACUUUUGAAACAGGCUAAAAGCAAACACAUAAAAAUGGAAAACAAAAUCUUUAUUUACCACACUUGGUUUUUCAUUACAAAUCAACAUUUAAAAAAAUUAUAUUUUAUAUCUUUAAUUCUGCUAACAUUAACAAGCUAAACAUUCAACAACAAUAAUGCUCUUAGAACUUAGCAAGAUAAAGCUUAUAAUUACAACUUAAAUAACUAAUAAAACUAAAUUAGGCAUAUUUAAGUUUGAAUAGCUAAUUGUAAAAAGUAUAAAAAAGUUUGUAUGUAUUGUAUGGGCACAUUCACCUCUUGCAUAGGACCUUGUUUUAAAGUUGUUAUAAAGUUUAUUUAAGUAAGAAACGUUAAAAUAAAGGUUAUUUCAAUUUGAGAAUUGUGUAACCAUUAUAUUAUUAUGUUCAAAAUGACAAGUUUACACAUCUCUAAUCAUAGGUCAUAUACCCCAAACAUACAAUCAGUGUGGGACAGUUUAUUUUCCAUGUCAUAUAGCCUAUAUAUAUUUUAAAAAUAUCUAAACAUUUGCUGGAUACAUUUUGUAAUAUUUUAAUUAGUAUAAAUAUGAUUCAAAAUUUUGCUCUUAGAAACUGAAAUCCUGCAAAGUCUGCAAGUUUGAUUGCAAUCUACUUCUAGAGCAUCUUGCCUUAUUUUGCAAUAAAAUUAAACUUGCUGUUUCUGUAUUCUUCAUUACGUUCCUAUGCAUUCAACCACAAUCAAACUUUUGCUUCUUGUAUGUUUAUACCGUUCAUAAAAGUUAAGUUUUAUUCCAUUAUUACAGAGUUUACACAUAAAGAAAAUGUAAAAAAUAAUACAGUAGAACCAAGUGUAAUAUAUUAUGACUUGUUUUGCACUCUACAACUUGAUCUUUGGUUGGUAGAACUUUGACAGCUAAAUAAUCACAGCUGCAUUCGUCACUGUCUCAACUGUCUUGUAGAAACUUUCCUCCGAAGUGUUAUGUUUGGUAUAAUCUCUUAAAUAAAAUAUAUCAGUUAUUAUAUUUUUUA
Molecule: messenger RNA, 5400 nt
Organism: Macrosteles quadrilineatus (aster leafhopper)
Lineage: Eukaryota; Metazoa; Arthropoda; Insecta; Hemiptera; Cicadellidae
Product: long-chain-fatty-acid--CoA ligase 1
Exons: 14
Coding region: 120-2189 (689 amino acids)
Biological process (GO): long-chain fatty acid metabolic process
Cellular component (GO): membrane; endoplasmic reticulum
Molecular function (GO): long-chain fatty acid-CoA ligase activity
Source: RefSeq, a predicted model, not a curated record